Molecule: messenger RNA, 2471 nt
Organism: Mauremys mutica (yellowpond turtle)
Lineage: Eukaryota; Metazoa; Chordata; Testudines; Geoemydidae
Product: gastrula zinc finger protein XlCGF57.1-like
Exons: 5
Coding region: 278-2047 (589 amino acids)
Biological process (GO): regulation of DNA-templated transcription
Source: RefSeq, a predicted model, not a curated record
UUCUUUGACCCGGGGCUGGAACUCAGGGGCUGGGGGGGCAGGAGCGGCAGCCCCCCUGGCCGGAAGUGGUUUCCAUCCUACCCAGGGUGCCCAGCCCCCCCGUAACAUCGCUCUAAUUCCCGCCUUUGCAGAAGGGACCGGACCGGGAGCCACCAACAACCAGGAACCGACUCCCCCGCGUCUCCCCAGCGGCUCCCUCCGCCCCUCGCUCCCCGACCGGGCUGAUUGAGGCUUAAACCCGCCGAGCUCCGGGUCCCGCCCCGCCUAGACGCGCCCAAUGUCAGUGACCUUUGAGGAUGUGGCCGUGUAUUUCUCCCCAGCGGAGUGGGCACUGCUGGGCGAGGAGCAAAAGCAACUUUACAGACACGUCAUGUGGGAAAAUUACCAGACUCUGGUCUCAUUAGGAAUCAAAACGCCCAAGCCAGUGAUGAUCUCCAGCAUAGAGCAAGGGGAAGAUCUGUGUGUUCAGGGUCCCACAGAAGAUGAAGAUGGGGACAUCCUGAGAGCCACCCACCCAGAUUUUCCAGAUGCAGAAGAGACCUGGGACUGGCCAGCAAUUGAAAGCUCCUUGGGCUUCUUCCUCACACACAGCUCUUCCCCUGGAGCAGCAAGGGCAAGGAACCUGAACAGAGCUGUGGGGCAGACUCCUGAGGAAGGGCCUGGUAACCUGGAGCCACUCAGGCCUUUCCCAGGGACAUCCGGGAAGAACCAUUCCAAGAAAUCUGAGCAGGGAGGACAGCACAAGAGGCAGGGGAGGCCACAAAGGCCGAAGAAAAAUCUGACCAGGAAGGAGCCAGCAACCUCAAGAGGCCAUCAGAGGAGAUCCAGGCCAGAUCCAAAGCCUGCAAAGGGAAAAGCGGAGUCCAGAGAGAGCUUAUAUACCUGCCGUGUGUGCAGGGAAGAAUUCAAGGUGCAGAGAGACCUGAUAAGUCACCACUCGAUGGUUCAUAAGAAACAGGAACUGUAUCACUGUAGCGAGUGUGGGGAGAGUUUUAGGAGAAAGAAGGAGCUCAGCGCACAUGGGAAAGCUCACAGAAAGAAGAGACACCAUCCCUGUUCUGAAUGUGGGAAGAUAUUCAACCAGUUAUCACUGCUCACUGCCCACCAGAGAAUCCACACUGGGGAGAGACCAUAUCACUGUGCUGUGUGUGGAAAAAGAUUCUUAUACUUAUCAGCUUUUACCAUACACAAGAGAAUCCACUCAGGAGAGAGACCCUAUGCCUGCACUGAGUGUGGAAAGCAAUUUAUGGAUUCGUCAACAUUUCGUAGACAUCAGGCAAUCCACUCAGAAAAGAGACCCCAUCGCUGUAACCAAUGUGGGAAAGGCUUCAAACAUACAUCAAAUCUUACUAGGCACCAGAAAAUCCACAGCGGAGAGAAACCCUUCUUGUGCCACGAGUGUGGGAAAAAGUUCUGCCAACGAGAACAUCUGAUCAGACAUCAGAUGAUCCACACUGGGGAGCAGCCCCAUUGCUGUGCUAAGUGUGGGAAAAAAUUCAGUCUCCUUCAAAGUCUCAAGAGGCACCAGGAAACCCAUAGUACAGAGAGACUCCAUAGCUGUGCUGAGUGUGGGAAAAUAUUCCGUCAUCCAGAAAAUCUCUCUAGACACAAGAGAGUCCACACUGGGAAACUCCAUCGCUGCACUGACUGUGGAAAAGGCUUUGUCUAUAUACAUCAUUUCAAGAGCCAUCAGAGAAUCCACACUGGAGAGAAACCCUAUAGCUGCUCUGAGUGUGGGAAAAGUUUCACCCAAUCGUCAGGCCUCACCAACCACCUGAUAAUCCAUUCAGGAGAGCGACCCUAUCCCUGCACUCAGUGUGGGAAGUGCUUUGCUCACUCGUCAUCUCUUACUGAACAUCUGAAAAUCCAUUCAGGAGAGCGACCAUAUUCCUGCAUUCAGUGUGGGAAGCACUUUGCUCGCUCAUCAUCUCUUACUCAGCAUCAGAGAACCCACCCAGGAGAGCAACCAUAUUCCUGCGCUCAGUGUGGGAAGCGCUUUGCUCGCUUAUCACGUCUUACUAAACACCAGAGCACCCACUCUUCUUGAUGGAGGGAACCUCUUCAUUCUGUCACUUCACCCUGUUCUCAAAGUCUGUAAAAGAGGGAGAACUUGCUCCCACUCUGAAAUGUUCCCACCUCUUCACUAAGCAGACACGAGUUUAGCUUCUGGGUUUGUUAAAAUUAUAUUGUGUAGUCCUGGAGAUGGGAGCAUUUAACCCUAGAGGUACCAAAACAUUCCAUUGUGGGCAUUAUGGGCUGCAGCUGGGACAGAGAUGAUUGGUGUCAGGACUGCACUUUGGAGGCCACAAAUCAAUCAAACUCCCACAGCAGUACCAGGCCAGUGUCUCCCUGUUCCUCAAGUGGGGAAAAACGUGGCCUUGCCUCUCUGUCAGGGGGCGAUGAUGAGAUGCGACUUUAUGUCACUGUUGUUUCAUCGUUCUUGGAGGGAAUAAAAUAAUACAAGAGACUGA